This is a messenger RNA of Suillus discolor, 4795 nucleotides long. RefSeq lists its product as uncharacterized. The record is from RefSeq and is a predicted model, not a curated record. The transcript is spliced from 11 exons. Bases 80 to 4387 code for a protein of 1435 amino acids. Lineage: Eukaryota; Fungi; Basidiomycota; Agaricomycetes; Boletales; Suillaceae. Gene Ontology annotation, molecular function: protein binding.
CUCACGCCGCGUGCCAGAACUCGGCUAGAGUCUUGCAAGUUUCAACGCUGCAACGUUUAACACUCUUGCUUUCAGUGCCAUGGCGGAAGCUCGUCCGGCAUGGAUGACGGACGAUUUAGAUGAAGAAUGGAUAGACGAAGACGAAGCAUCGUCCAUGGGUACUCAGUCCAUCUCUCUCACAACUCCGUUACCUGGCUACCUGCGAACCCCAAGUCAAGCUCAGGAUGACACUGAGCCACUUCCAGUAGCACCUGAACCAGUUGGUACGUUUUUAAUCCGCGAGGAUAUACCCAUUCCAGCUCUCUUGCAAAAGACGCCAGGACGACAACCUAAGAGGGGCAUCAUUAAAGACUUCUUCAGUCCUUUAGCACUCGAGAAAAUGUUCGAGCCACCUUCACCACCUCCUUCGAAGCCAAUUGUACUUGCGUUCCAGUGUGCUCCAACAAUUCCUUCUCGCCUAUCUCAGGCCUACACGCCAAACGACUCACAGACAGACCUCGAACCAGGCAAGCCUACGGUACCCUCCCUCAAUUCACUUGCGCCGCCCGGAUCUAGUGUAGAAUGCAAAUUCACUUUUGCUGUUCCUCGCACAAAUGGUAGUUUGCCUCAGGGAGAAAGCACGCCAAGUGUUUACAGCAUCGCGCGACCUCCCAUGACAGACCCGCGCCUACGCCUUUUCCAGCUUCAGUACGACACAUUCACGCGUGAUCACUUGUCGGCAAUGGUCGAUUCAAUAGCAAUUAAUACGCCUUCUGGUGGAAGCGCAGAAGGCAAUGGUUCUUCCAGGAGCAUCCUACGCCCAGGAUUGAUCAACGUGCAAGAGGCUACCGUCUCAGACGAUACACCUAUUCGCAGCAUCAAACGGGUUAAACUCAGCCCCCCAGGCGACUAUUAUGGCGAAGGCGAUGGUGUGGGUGCUACCAUCGCAAGGCCAAUGGUCUCAAGGGUAGACUAUGUUGGCGAGUCUCGUUCCCUCAUGCAACAGAUCAAGGCCGCACGCGAUUUCUCCACGAUUUCUACUACGGCAGGUCCGCAGUUCCCUGAAAGCCAAGCAGACGAUAGAGCUGAGGCUCUCAACGCGCAGUCUAAGCCUUCAUCAGGUACUGGUACCUCUGUCCUUCGCGUCCCCGAUGAUCGUAGCGCGGUUACUACAAGUUCAUCGACAGCCGUAACUGCUCCCAGUAAUAAUUCGUCUCUGGCAUAUCGCCAUCAAGCAGCGACCUUGAUGCAGCAGAUCAAAAAUGAUAUUCGAGGGUCAAAACGUCUUUUCUCAAGUGCUACUGACAUAUCCCAUUUCACCCAUGCGGACGACAUUUCACGUAUUGAACGCUCGUGCGACAGCGUAUGCUCUGUAUCUCAAGUUAACCUCAGCAAGAAGAAAGUCAACAAGUUCGGGUCACCCCGCAGGCCGUCAUCUUCCUUCAAGAGCUACCGCAGUCCACGGAAAGCGUCGCGCAAUACCAUCGCUGAGGAUGCUGACCGAACGUUGGAGCACGAAAUGUCCAAUAUGUCCAUUGAAGCACCCUGGCAGCAUCUAGUUACAUCCGUGUCUAUCACACCUAAUACAGGUCUCAAUAACGUCCCGCACAUUCGGGUAACUCCUUCGACAAGUCAGCAUUCUAUGGCACAUGCUCCUGAACAGAUCCCCUCUUCGUAUCCCUCAUCUUCGACCCGCUCUGGCCCCAAUGAGGAUAUUAACAGGAUGGUGUCCUCUAGCACAGCUUCUGGAACCAUAACCACGACGAGCAGUGCACCCUCGUUCGUCAAACACGCUGGUCCAGUUCAGAUCACCCGCAUCGCGCCAUCGGAUGUACCAGCUCUCCCACAGAGAGUUGGCCGUAUGGUCUAUGACAAGGAUCUCAUGAAGUGGGUGAGGGUCGCUACUCGUUCGGCCUCAGAUGCCGAGGACCAGCGCAAUCAGACAACUUGCACCGGCACAGAUGGAGAUAGUGAGGAUCCAUUCAAAGACAUAGAGAGCCUGAAGGAAGAUGACUCCAGGGAAACGCAUGGAAGCGCGCACAUAGAUGUUGAAGGUGAUAUCCCUGAAGCUGGAGGAGAGCAUGAUGAGAUGGAGAGCAGUCGCGUUGAAGAGGCCGAAGAGGAUGUGGAGCUAAAUGAUCAGGAAGAAGUUGACCUGACAUCCUUUUCCUUCGACGGGCCAUCGAUCGCGGCUGUCCGCAUUAUGCCAUCGGAUGAUUCGGAAGGAGAGGGGGAAGUGCAAACAAGUCAUUCCGAAUCAGACAAUCGUCAUGGAACUGCGCUUGGGGGUGAAGGCGAGGACGCUGCUGCUGUCUUUGAAUCGGAGGAUGAAUGCUCGCCUGCUCCUGUGUCCGUCCGGCCUGCUUCGAACUCUACUGCGGUAGCUACGCCAGUUGCGCCACAAUGUCGGUCAUUAUCGCUUACCACUCCAAUGCCCCGCUCGGCCCUGAAGAGCACGAGCGUUACUCCCGUGUCAGCUAUGAAGGACUCGAGCCGUGACCGGCACGGCACUCCAGCGCAACGACUAGGCCACUGUCGUUCCGUAAGUUUUUCUGAUGGAAAGAGGGACGGGCCUAUACGGGGCCUGAAUCCAAAAGGCCACGAGAGUGAUGACGACGUGGGUAGCCUGGCUACGAGUACUUCAGAGCAUGACCCUGCACAGGGGCUAUUCAUACCCUCGGCAAGGUCCAGACGCAUAGCGGAGAUGAUGGAGAACUUAGAAAGCCCUGGGUUUGAUAACGUCUCGCCCACGAAGCCAUCAAGUUCGGGCCGUCCACCGACAGAAGAACUUCAACCUUUCGCUCCUAGGCGGCCGAGUAGUCAAAUGGCUAUCGCCGAUUGUAAUGGAUCGACCCAUCGUGUGUUCUCAACGUCACAGAAGAGUCGUUUAAGUGGGAGGGACCAGAAGACAAACGCUACUUUCCUGACUGAGUGCUCCUUUGGCUUGGCGCAUGACCGACUCGUGCAGGUGAUCACCGAUGUUCAGCCAUUUGAGCCACACUGGGACGAGCUGCACAGUAUUGAUCUUUCUCGCAAGUCGUUGGACGGUGUGACUCGACUGAAGGAGUUUCUACCGAAGUUAGAUUCUCUAGUAUUAAAUCAUAAUCAGCUGUCAUGGCUGAGCGGCAUCCCCAAUUCUGUGCGGACGCUUUCUGUCGCUCACAACUUAUUGACAGGUGUCACUUCAUUUAGUUACCUGCAGAACAUUGAAAGCCUUGACAUAAGUCAUAAUGACAUCGACUCCUUAACACAACUGCAGUGUCUUCGGCACUUGAGGGAGCUACGAGCUGAUGGCAAUCGCAUUACCAGCAUCGACGGCCUUCAGAAAUUGGAUGGGCUGACCAAGCUCAGUCUACAAGGCAACCAAAUUCAAGAAGCCGAUUUUGCCAAAUAUCGAUGGCCGCGUUUGGAGAUGCUAAACCUGAGCGGGAACUGUAUUUGCAGUAUCCUGAACUUGGCAUCAAGCCUACCUGCACUAAUUGCACUCAAUGUCGACAAUAAUAUAGUGGACAAUAUUGAGCCUGGUGGCAUAAUGCCAAGAUUACGGAUCCUUCGAGCUAGCAGCAACCGAUUGAGGCGCCUGAGCAUUGCCCCAUUCCCAAACCUCCGCACGCUUUACCUGGACAACAAUUUUCUCGACACUCUCGUAAAGGCGGAACGCCUUAGUAAGCUGGAGAAUCUUAGCAUGCGAAAUCAAACUUCUUGUGGAUUCUACCUUUCGACCCGGCAGUUCCGCGAUGUAAAGCGACUAUACCUUUCUGGGAACAAACUCAAGAGUGACUUCAUCGACGAGCCCUGUUACAAUUUGCUGUACCUUGAGGUAGCCGCUUGCCGGCUCACCUCUCUCCCACAGGAUCUCGCGCGUCUAACGCCAAACCUAAGGGUCCUGAAUCUCAAUUACAACUUUUUGAACGAUGCGCUCUCCCUGGAGGGGCUUACCAGACUUAAGAAGCUGACUAUGAUUGGUUCGCGCUUGAAGGGGACUAAACAGCUGAUCCGCAUAUUACAGCGUAUGCCUGAUGUGGAAAUGGUUGAUUUCAGGAUGAAUCCGUGUACACUUGGGUGGUAUCUACCGCUUCUGGUGAAAGACUUACCAGGGGCACUACAACCAUCUGAGAGAACUGAGGAUGGUCAGCUCAGGGGUGAGAAGGGAAGCACAGAAUAUGGAUGGCAAGAACUAGACUCGAAGUUCCGCCGGGACCUCCCGGAUGAUGCAUAUGUCGGCCGCCUCGCAUAUCGAGGGCUGAUCAUGCGAGCAUGUCCCAGGAUAGGGAUGUUGGAUGGUGUUGAGGUUUCGGAGAAGGAACGGACGAAGGCUGAUCAACUGCUGCAGGGGAUGAUGGCCAAGAGUAAAAUUAAGGGGGGUAAGGGGAAGUCAGGGACAAUCGGCGCUGGUGGCACAAAGUGAUUCCUGGUGACCGACUCCAGUGCAUUGAUCGAAUUGGGAUGUUUGCAUUGUGAUGUAUUUGCGGUGUUUGUAGAUCACAAUAUAUCAUACUGUAGGUAUCCUGGAUCAAGUAAGUGGAACUUUGUUACGUGAAUGGAACGGGGCAAGAUUGAUGGGUUUGAAGCGAUGAUGAUCUGAGAGAGGUCGAUCCCGAAGCUUAGUGGGGGUAAGGACGUACGAGGGUGACGAUGAUUUUAAGUUUGGUGUAUGGUGUUGGGGCAAGGAAGUAGUUGCGAUCGAUGCGGAAGGCCGCUAUCGGAAAUGUGGAACGAGCUGUAUACUAAUUGUGGAAGGCUACCGACCGUUGGCGGUGCAGAGAAACGUAAGUGAACCCUAUUGGAACGGCUUAAGGGGAGAAAUGAAGUCCGC